Oxyura jamaicensis (ruddy duck) is the source of this 1426-nucleotide messenger RNA. RefSeq names its product family with sequence similarity 243 member A (gene C1H21orf140). The coding region runs from base 397 to 1158 and encodes 253 amino acids. Lineage: Eukaryota; Metazoa; Chordata; Aves; Anseriformes; Anatidae. The record is from RefSeq and is a predicted model, not a curated record. The transcript has a single exon.
CAGGUGUCCAUCUGUAGAAAUGGAAAAAUGGGUGUACAAUGUGGAAAGCUAAAGGUCUCUGAAAAACAGAUUAGUUCUGAAAAUACAUCACCCUGAAGCAAUGUCCAAGGCAUCACUGAUUUCUUCCCCCUCCAAGGCCUGAAACUGGGCAGGCUGAACAUGGUGGACAUCAUGCACAUGGCUUUGGUGUUGGGAUCCAGGCUCGCUGCUAAGUUGCAUCCUGCUCAGCCUGAUAGGACCAUUGAUUUCCAAGAUUGGGUUAUUUCUGAUCAGCCCCCUGGAAGCCCCAGGGCUGCUGCUGGUUGGGUGUGACACCGCAGGUACCACCAGGGCAACCGGGUUCAUUGUGAGCUCGGCGGCUUCCUACCCCAUCUCUCUGUCCCUUGAGAUGCCAACAUGCAGCGCUUCACAAACCCGCUUCUCAGGCACAUAAUUUCCAGGGGCUGCUUUGAUGCUGCUUCAAAGAAACAGUGCUUGCAGUAUUUAAGAGCUCUGAGGGCGCUGCAGCUUAAUGGUUUCAACACUGUUUUUUUAGGGGAAACAGAUAUUCCAGAAAGUCUUAUUACAGGAGAAAAAUUCACCGAGGAGGCCAGCCUGCGCUGGCCAGUAUGGACACUCAUUCAUGCUGGCAGCAGCCAAGGGUGGGUUCCCUGGAGGUACAAACUGCUACUAAGACAUGACCUGCCCAUCCAUCAGCAGAACGGUGUCUUCCAGGAGUUGUGUGAUUCUCUGACCAUGUCCUAUGGGAAAUGCGUAAUUGUGACAAGAGACAAAAGGCAGCCGACGCAUGUUGAGGCGAAAGAUGGCAAGGAACAGGAGACGGAAACUCUGCCUCCAGUUCCACCAGUGAUCUACAUGUCUGGCAUUAAGUGUUGCCCUGAGAUUGCUAGAGCCAAUGGCCAUGAGCUUCUUGUCUCACCUCCAUCUUAUAGCUAUCUCUCUCCAAUGGAUGUUGCUUGGUCUUCUUUGAAAUGGUUUAUUAUAAACAACAGGAAGGACUUUGCCCUGAAGUCUGUUGAGACGACCCACUCCUAUAGGUGCAUCCUCUUCAAUGACUUGAUUAUUAAAGGAAUAGAGAAGAUGACCCCAAACAAAUGGAAGGUAGCGAUUAACAAAGUGAAGAAAUGGGAAAACUACUACCUUGACACAUUUUCUUAAAUAGUUCUUCUUACAGUCAUGCCUCAUUUGUUUUGAUAGUGGUUCGAGCUCUGUUGAACCCUUCCCUUCAAAGGACAUAAACUUAAAAUGAAGCAAAAGAAAACAACCAUGCCAAUAGCACUAAUAAAAGAGAUAAUUUUAAAUUUGAAUGUUACAUUUCAGAUAUAUUCCAGGACUAGGCUGAUAAGUUCCAUACUUGCACUGAGAAGGGACAGUUAAUUUGCGUUAUUGCAAAAUGGACUAAAGCAUGCCUAAGGCCCAGGUUAGC